This is a messenger RNA of Solanum tuberosum (potato), 1792 nucleotides long. RefSeq names its product U-box domain-containing protein 9. Gene Ontology annotation, biological process: protein ubiquitination. Gene Ontology annotation, molecular function: ubiquitin-protein transferase activity; protein binding. Bases 255 to 1604 code for a protein of 449 amino acids. The record is from RefSeq and is a predicted model, not a curated record. NCBI's taxonomy places the organism in Eukaryota, Viridiplantae, Streptophyta, Magnoliopsida, Solanales, Solanaceae. The transcript has 2 exons.
ACACACACACACACUUAUUAGAUGACAUAACCUACUUCUACCCCCAAAAUCCCCAAAUAUCUAUUCUUACGCUAUACUCCUCCUCCCUCUCUCCCUCUCUGCCUCUCUGUAUCUGUAUGUAGAGAGAGAAACUAAGAGUUGUGUGUUGUGGCGAUGAAAUUGGAAUAGAGAAACUAGUGUUUACAUUCUGAAAUGUUGUUUUGUUUGUAACGGAUCCAUCCAUCUCUUUCACAGAUUUGAUUUUUGUUAUUUCAAUGGCGAAGACUGGUGUUGUUGAAGGAGAUCCACUUACGGUUAAAGAGAUGGAGUUGAAAAGGGAGUUGCAGAGAUUAGUUAAGGCCAUUUUGUCUCAAGAGGAGAUUAAUGUUGAUGCUAUUGAUAAAACCCAGCAAAUCCUUCUUGCUUUGAAGGAAUUAAAACUUAAACGACGUUCAUCCUCUUUCGAUCUUCCUUUUCCUGAGGAAUUUCGAUGUCCGCUUUCUAAACAACUUAUGAGAGAUCCUGUCAUGCUUGCCUCCGGUCAGACUUAUGAUAGACCCUUCAUUCAGAAAUGGUUAAAAGCUGGGAAUAGGACGUGCCCUCAAACACAACAAGUACUUUCACAUACAAUUCUUACACCUAAUCACUUGAUUCGGGAUAUGAUAUCGCAAUGGUGUAAAAAUAAUGGGAUUCAAAUGCCAGACUCUGUUCAGUUUUUGAAUGAUGAAGGGUUGACUGAAGCUGACCGUGAUUUGUUCUUGUCGUUGCUUGAGAAGAUGUCUUCAACGUUAUCUGAUCAAAAGGUUGCUGCAAGAGAAUUACGUUUGUUAACGAAGAAAAUGCCUUCCUUUCGGUCACUAUUUGGAGAAUCUGCUGAUGCAAUUCCUCAACUUGUUCGUCCCCUAUCUCAAAGCAACAGCAAUGUUAAUCCAAAUCUCCAGGAAGACAUAAUCACAACACUUUUGAAUCUUUCCAUCCAUGACAACAAUAAGAAGCUUGUCGCGGAGACUCCAAAGGUUAUUCCACUUCUUGUGGAUGCAUUAAGGUCAGGAACAAUUGAAACAAGGAGCAAUGCAGCAGCUGCACUUUUUACAUUAUCUGCGCUUGAUUCUAAUAAAGAGCUUAUAGGAAAAUCUGGUGCCCUGAAACCACUGGUUGAACUUCUAGAUGAAGGGAACCCAGUCGCAAUGAAGGAUGUUGCUUCAGCUCUUUUUAGUCUAUGCAUUAUUCAGGACAAUAAGGCGAGAGCGGUUAGAGAUGGUGCUGUGAGGGCUAUACUGAAAAAGAUUAUGAGUAACGUGCACGUCGAUGAGUUACUAGCUAUACUAGCUAUGCUAUCAAAUAAUCAAAAGGCAGUUGAGGAGAUGGGAGACCUUGGGGCGGUUACAUGUCUGCUUAAUAUAAUAAGGGAGACCUCGUGUGCUCGCAGCAAGGAGAAUUGUAUUGCAGUCCUUUAUACAAUCUGUUACAGUGAUCGAACCAAGUGGAAGACAUUAAGGGAUGAGGAGAAAACGUAUGGGACAAUCUCUCAACUUGCUCAAAAUGGUACAGCAAGAGCCAAGAGAAAGGCUAAUGGUAUUCUUGACAGACUGAACAGGGCUAUCAAUCUUACUCAUACUGCAUAAAAGAAGCCAGCAGUUUGAAGAACAAAAUGUGUAAAUUCUGUUCAAUCUUUGCCCUCUUUCCUUUCAUAAAAAGUAUUUGAGGCAUGUUGUGGUUCGUUUGCAACCUUACAUUUUGUACAUUCUAUCUGAGAUUUACAAGUAAUAGUGAUUGUGAAUAAUUUAUUAUGAAGGAGUUUUCGUAAAAGUAA